AUGAAAAGUACAAACCGGGAUCCCACCACGUUUUCCGAGUCUGAACUUGAAUCUGAACCUGAUCCAAAUUUCAGUCCCAAUCCCAAUUUCAAUCCCAAUCCCAAUCCCAAUCCCAAUCCCAAUCCAAAUCCCAAGCUUGCCACCACAAAUCUCGAACCAAAUUUAGCUCCUUCUUCAUCUGACCUACCUUCAACUUCUCAGAUCUCAACACCUUCACGACAGCAAGCUAUUCUCAACCGUGAAGAUAUCGAAUUAUUAGCAAUGAGCAAGUCAGUAGACAAGUCAGAGUAUACUAAAAUACCAGACCCAGUGGUGGAUGUGCAUCAUACUGAUUCAAGUUCAAUAUCCUCUCAUGAUGCUGUCUUGAAUGACCACGAUGAAGGCGAACAAACUUUGCCCUAUUUGCUACCUCAGAAACCCCGCCAUCCAUCUUCGCAUCUUCAAGACUUGGAAGAGAUCCCACAGGGGCGUCAUUUGGGGUUGUUUUCUACCAUAAUUUUGUUCAUCAGUCGCAUUUUAGGGAGUGGUAUAUUUAGUAUUACCAGUGGCAUAUACAUUGAUUGUGGACAAAGUCCUUUUUAUUUUUUUAUGGCGUGGCUUUUAGCUUGCAUUGCAUCAUUUGGUGGACUUUAUGUGUUCCUUGAGAUGGGAUCAUUGGUGCCCAGGUCCGGUGGCGCCAAGGUUUUUCUUGAGUUUAUAUAUACCAAGCCCACCUUGUUGGCCACUGUGGCGUUUCUGAUUUAUUCAGUGAUGUUUGGUUUCACAAUAAGUAAUGUGCUUGUAUUUGGUGAGUACUUUAUCCAUGCAUUGGGCAUUACUGUAACUCCGUGGAGAUUAAGGCUUUCGGGGUUGUUAUUCUUGUAUGGUGCUGCAUUGAUCCAUGGAUUAAGUGUCAGCCAUGGUGUUAGGGUACAGAAUUUUCUUGGCGGUUUGAAAUUAAUUCUUGUGGGAAUAAUGGUGGUUUCAGGAAUAUAUGUCAUGGUUUUCCCGCAAAGCUUAACUGGGAUUGAAAGCCACUUGCGCUUUGACCACACUUUUUUUGAGACCAAACCUGAUGCAUCAAUCAAUAUCUCCUCGUUUUCUAGUGCCGUGAUCAAGGCAAGUUUUGCAUUUCUGGGCUGGAAUUCUGUCCACACUGUAUCAAAUGAGAUUAAAAACCCUACUCAAACCUUUAAGAUUGCUGGACCUGUGUCUUUGGCGAUCAUGGCUGUGACCUAUCUCAUAAUUAACAUUGCAUAUCUUAUGGUCAUUCCCAGCGCCGAGAUUGUCAAUAGCUCUACACUAGUUGGGUCUAUCCUUUUCGAAAAAAUCUUUGGUCAAAACCUUGGUCGUCAUUUCCUUACAUUCUCCAUUGCGCUUUGCGCUGGAGGCAAUAUUUUUGUUGUUAUCUACACUAUUUCUCGUGUGGACCAGGAAGUGUUUCGUGAAGGGUAUCUUCCAUUUUCCAAGUUUAUGUCCUCGAAUUGGCCUCUUGGUGCACCGUUCAGAACACUCAUCCUUAGUUGUUGCAUAACCACCGUGUUAAUUUGUGGAUUCCCCAAAGGUGACGUGUACAGCUACAUGGUGUCUCUUGAAGGCUAUCCGCAACAGAUUGCCAUUGCAUUGAUUGCAGUUGGAAUAUUCAUUAUCCGCAAACGGUAUCCUGACUUGCAUGCGCCCAUAAGAGCAGGAUACGUUGGUACUAUAUCUGUGUUAUUAAUCAGCAUCUAUCUUACUUUGGGACCCUUUAUUUCUAAUAAAUCUCCCAACCCUCAGGGUUUGGAGUCAUGGCCCAACUAUGGACUAGUUGGCCUUUUCUGUGUACUAUUGUGCAUUGCUUAUUGGUUUGUUAUGUUUCGCGCAUUACCGUACUGGGGCAAUUAUGAAUUGAUUGCCGAAGAGGUCAAGUUGAGUGACGGGUUGACUAUUAAGCAAUGGGUCAAGGUUCGAAACUACUCGGCUUUAACAUGA
Molecule: messenger RNA, 1950 nt
Organism: Lodderomyces elongisporus
Lineage: Eukaryota; Fungi; Ascomycota; Pichiomycetes; Serinales; Debaryomycetaceae
Gene: MUP3
Exons: 1
Coding region: 1-1950 (649 amino acids)
Biological process (GO): amino acid transmembrane transport
Cellular component (GO): membrane
Molecular function (GO): L-amino acid transmembrane transporter activity
Source: RefSeq, a predicted model, not a curated record